GAAUGCAGAAAAAAACUACGGCUCUUCGUGCGGUCAGAAACGCAGCCCACCACGUGGCCGCCUUCAAUGUCUCUAACUCUCUAUGAUUGCUUUCAGGUAGGUCGUUAACAGAUUUUUUUCGAUCGCAGUCCGCAGAGGAGAUUCCUAAGGAAUCUUUCAUUCCCCUCCAAGCAGAUCAUCUCUCCCUCAAAAUCCAUCCUUGAUGUCACACACACAUGUCAGCAAGAUAUCCUACACAGCUGACUGAAACUGAAACGUGUGAAGAAGACAAGGCAAGGCAGUAUGAGAUUUUUGAAUUCUCAGUCCGUUUUCGUUCAACUUCAAAGCUCAUGCUGCUCUGCUAAGCAGACACCGGUUUCAACAUUUGCAUACCUGUCUCAGUCGGCCUCAGCCGCACUCUCUGAGGCUUUUCGUCGAAAACGUCGUGGACAGAGAAAAAUCUUAUCUUCGAUUGAGUCCCCGGAAAUUAGAAGACCGGGGAAGUCAAUUUCGACAAACUCGCGGUCGUCCCCGAGCUCUCUAGAUGAUCCUGUCUCGGACUUAGAUUUGUUCCUUCAUAUAGUGCCUUUGAGGAUGAAGAAUUCGCUUGUUAGGCAUGAAGAAAUCGGGGAGCUAAUUGAGAUAGUCAUGGAUCUGGGUAGGAAUCCGAUCGCACGGUUUCCUUCCGGAGAUUGGGUGAUCUCUGAUCAGCCUGUGAAGCUUGAGGAUCUUCGCUACGCCAUCUCGAAGGUUGGUGAUUUUUCUGAUGACAAUCGUUCGGGAAUUGAUAACACACUGCAUCGCAUAAGCGCUAUACGUAACCGUAAAAUGCAAAUAAUUGGCCUUACAUGUCGAGUCGGUCGAGCUGUAUCAGGAGGUGCUGAGAUCAUAAGAGACUUGAUUGAAGAAGGAGGUUCCAUAUUAGUUAUUGGGCCUCCAGGAGUUGGAAAGACUACGUUAAUAAGAGAAAUAGCUCGAAUGUUGGCCGAUGAACAAAAGAAACGUGUUGUUAUAGUUGACACAUCGAAUGAGAUUGGGGGUGAUGGAGAUGUUCCUCAUUACGGGAUUGGCCUUGCAAGAAGGAUGCAGGUUCCAAAUGUCAACUUGCAACACGAUGUUAUGAUUGAGGCAGUGGAAAAUCAUAUGCCUCAAGUUAUUAUAAUUGAUGAAAUAGGAACAGAACAUGAAGCAUUGGCCGCCAGCACAAUUGCUCAGAGAGGUGUACAGCUUGUUGGAACUGCACAUGGAACCACAAUAGAGAGCAUUAUGAAAAAUCCCUCUUUACAGCUUCUAGUUGGUGGCAUAGAGAUAUCAAUACCAUCUGUCCCUGUUGUGCAUCAAAUUUUCUAAUUUGAUAACAGAGUGUUACUCUUGGUGAUGAAGAAGCAAAGAAAAGAAAAGUGCAGAAAACAAUUCUUGAGAGAAAAGGACCGCCUACAUUUACCUGUGCCAUUGAAAUGAUAUCUAGAAGUGAGUAUCGUGUUCACCAUAGAUUAGAUGCAACUGUGGAUGCCAUUCUUGCAGGAAAAUCUCCAAUCUUUGAAAUUCGUCAGGUGGAAACAGAGGUGAAUACAUCAAUGAAGUCUUAUUCAACUGAUAUAUCUGAACGGACCAACAGCCCAGUUGACAAAGAAGAUAGCAGUAUAGUUCAUAAAGUGGACAGAGGUUAUUAUCUGCACUUUCAGAAUGAAGACAAAGAUGUUAAUUCGGAGGCCAAUGAUGAUGACGAAGAAGAUCAUCCCAAGUUCAAGAAGUUGGCUACAAACGGAACUCUUUGCAAGCGGACCUCACCUCUGUAUGUAUAUACCUACAAGAUUCAGGAAGCUGAUUUAAUAGAAGUAGCAACUGCUAUGGGGCUUGAAGAUGAAAUAGAUACAACUAAUGAUGUAGGUGCUGCAGACGCCAUACUGGUUUCGAGUGCAGAGAUGAAACAGAACCCUUGGAUCCGCAGUGUUGCCAAAUUUUACCAAGUUUCUGUUUUUGUCAUUAAGUCAAAUACAAUGGCACAAAUGGUCAAGGCGGUCCGUAUGAUUCUUUGUCAAUGUUCAAAUCAAUCACUUAAAAGUCCCUUUGGUAUUCAAAUUGAAGAUGAUGCACCAAAAAGAAAACCAAGUCUGGAGGAAAUUGAUGCCUUAGAGGAAGUCCGGCUUGUGAUCGAGUACAUAGUGAUACCUGGUGGAGAGGCGGUGGAGCUUCUACCGAGGCGUUCUGAGAUAGCAGCCAAGCAAGUUAAGCUGGUUCAGAGUUACCAAUUGGCUGUAGAAAAUUCAGGUACAGAAUUGAAUCCCAGGCUGCAAAUCCUUCCUCAAAGACUAAACAAGGCUUCUAUGAAGCCACUCUAAACCUCAAUUAUAGUCUGAAAUAACUUCCGUAUCAUUCAUUCAAUUGGUGGCUAUGGAGGACGGGGUACUGGAGCUGUUGCUGCUCGGCCUCCACUAUUGUGAUAAUUCAAAAUGGUCUCAUAGAUCAAUGUCAACAUGCAGUUAUGUAAAUGUGUACCAAAUUUGUGUAAAAGCUUUUAUUAUUUAAUGCAUUCCUAGAUCAUUCACUGGUUUUUUAGUUACCAAAUUACCAGGAUAAAUCAAAGGCCGUUUGAUGAGGUUAAGUUUGGCUUAAGUAGCCGUAGAAGUUUUUUUUUUUUGAACAUUUUUCUA
Cuscuta epithymum is the source of this 2633-nucleotide messenger RNA. NCBI's taxonomy places the organism in Eukaryota, Viridiplantae, Streptophyta, Magnoliopsida, Solanales, Convolvulaceae. The record is from the annotation of a GenBank genome assembly.